AUGGAUAGUGUAGUAGUGAGGAAAGUAUGGAAAGAAAAUCUUGUGAAGGAGUUCGAACUCCUCAAGGUAGCAUUGAGGAGCCACCGCAUGGUGUCAAUCGACACAGAGUUUCCUGGUGUUGUGUACCGACCUGCUAACGUCGACGGGCACGACCUCGGAAAACUCCCUCCGAACUGGAACUACCAGGUUAUCAGCUAUGUAGCACGGUUGGGUCUUGCUCUUUGCGACGACAAAGGUUGUCUUCCUGAUUUCGGUACCAAGAGUCAGUACGUGUGGGAGUUCAACUUCAAAGAUUUCGACGUCUACAAUGAUCUCCAGAACCCUGAAUCGAUCGAGUUGCUUGAGCGCCAAGGAAUCGAUUUUGAUAAGAACUUGAAGGAGGGUAUCGACUCUGCCGACUUUGCUGCGUUGAUGUUGAAAUCUGGGCUGUUGGGCAAUCACUCUGCUUUCACUUGGGUCACCUUUCAUGGUGCCUAUGACAUUGCCCACUUGAUGAAAAUCUUGAUUCGGCGACCACUACCGUAUGAUCUGACGGGGUUUAUGAUCAUGGUGCAGAGCAUAUUUGGGAAAAGGCUUUUCGACUUGAAGCAUAUGAUGAAGUUUUGUGAUGGCCUUUAUGGGGGUUUAGAGAAAGUGGCUAACGCAUUGGGUGUGCAACGUUUGGCUGGGAGGAGUCACCAGGCUGGUUCGGAUACCUUGUUAACUCUGCAGACUUUCAAGAAGUUCUUGGACGUGUACUUUAAAGAACAGAACAAUGGUGGACUCGGAGUCAGACAUAAUGGGCAUCUGUUGACAAGGAUGCAGUGUGUUCUUCACGGCUUGGAGUUGAAUAAUGGCUUUCAUCAAUCGAAUAAUGCCGGCUUGAAGAUAAUUAAUCCGUUUAGCCAUGGCUUUCGUAGGUUAAAUCUGAAUAGUGCUGGAUUGAAGAUGAUUACUCCGCGUCAAUUGAAUAGUGCCGGCUUGAAGAUGAUUAAUCCGUUUAGUCAUGGCUUUCAUGUGAUUAAUCUGAAUUUGUGCAGACAAACAUCUGCAAUAUGUAAUUGA
Messenger RNA from Quercus robur (English oak), 1044 nucleotides. Its product is annotated as probable CCR4-associated factor 1 homolog 11. Gene Ontology annotation, cellular component: P-body; CCR4-NOT complex; CCR4-NOT core complex. Lineage: Eukaryota; Viridiplantae; Streptophyta; Magnoliopsida; Fagales; Fagaceae. Gene Ontology annotation, molecular function: nucleic acid binding; poly(A)-specific ribonuclease activity. The transcript is spliced from 2 exons. The coding region runs from base 1 to 1044 and encodes 347 amino acids. The record is from RefSeq and is a predicted model, not a curated record.